AUGUCCGCUUCUACUCUUCGGCGCCGAGUCCUACAUACCGAUCCCCAGACUGAGAGCGAGCCAUCCACGUCCCGAGAUGAAAGUCCCGAGAAGCCCGAAAAGCACGUCCAGGCUGUCCAACAUAUCAAGCCCAAGACGAGAAAGCGUCGCAAUACGGCAAUUUUUCUACUAGGAAGCUUGUUCGGUAUUAUAGCUGCUGGCUUUUUCGCCAAAAGCAAUGACCUCAUCGACCUUCCUGAGCUCGGUGAGCUCAGCAUGGACAGUCUGUUCGAUGUUUUGCCUGCUGGCUUAGUGAAGGAUAUGCGCGACCUCGUACAAGGCGAGCGUGAGUUCGUUGACAGCUAUGACGCCUUUUCAGUAGGGCUUCAGGCGCGUGCCGAGGGCCUUCAUGCCCAUCAUCCUAUGAUCAUGGUUCCUGGUGUCAUCUCAACGGGAUUAGAGUCGUGGGGAACCACCAACGUAUCCCGCCCGUACUUCCGCAAGCGUCUAUGGGGUAGUUGGAGCAUGAUGAGGGCUUUGGUCUUGGAUAAGGAGAACUGGAAGAGACACCUCAUGCUCGACCAAGACACGGGCCUUGACCCUCCCCAUAUUAAGCUGCGCGCAGCCCAAGGCUUUGACGCUACCGACUUUUUCAUUACUGGCUACUGGAUCUGGAACAAAAUCUUUGAGAAUCUGGCGUCCAUAGGUUACGACCCGACCAAUUCUUUCACUGCUGCAUAUGACUGGCGGCUGGCCUAUCCAAACCUUGAAACCCGCGACCAGUACUUUACGAGGCUCAAAUCCUACAUCGAAACGGCACACGAGUUUUCGGGAAAGAAGGCAGUGCUCGUAUCUCACAGUAUGGGCGGACAGGUUCUCUUUUAUUUCUUCCACUGGGUAGCCUCAGAGAGUGGCGGUCGUGGCGGCGAUGACUGGGUAGAGCAGCACGUUGAGGCGUGGAUCAAUGUGAGCGGGUGUAUGCUUGGAGCGGUUAAGGACUUGACAGCUGUAUUGUCGGGUGAGAUGCGUGAUACAGCGCAACUGAACGCUUUUGCCGUCUACGGUCUCGAAAAGUUUCUGAGCAAAGAUGAACGAGCGCAAUUGUUCCGUGCUAUGCCGGGGAUCUCUUCUAUGCUUCCUAUCGGAGGCGAAGCUGUAUGGGGUAAUCUUACUUGGGCACCUGAUGACCAGCCCGGGCAAGAUUUCUCUUUCGGAUCACUUCUCAACUUCCGCAGCGGCAUGAACUGGACCACUCCAGACCGCAAUUUGACAGUUGAGUCAGCCAUGGAGUAUCUCUUUAACACAACAGAGGGUUGGUACCAAAACCACGUCAAGAGAAGUUACUCGCAUGGGAUCGCCCAUACUGAAGCGGAGGUUGAAGCCAAUGAGAAAGACCCUCGAAAAUGGAUCAACCCAUUGGAAACGAGACUACCUCUUGCGCCGAGCUUAAAAAUUUACUGCUUCUACGGCGUCGGCAAACCCACUGAGAGAGGAUAUUAUUAUCGAUCUCCAGAAAUGCCAUCCCUCACAAACCUAAAUAUUACGAUUGAUACGGCUUUUACUCAAGGAGAGGUGGACCAUGGAGUUGUGAUGGGAGAGGGUGACGGAACAGUAAACCUCAUAAGCACAGGGUAUAUGUGCAAUCGUGGAUGGCAAUACAAGCGAUACAAUCCGGCGGGCUCCAAGGUUACUGUUGUCGAGAUGGAGCACGAACCCGAACGAUUCAAUCCUAGAGGCGGGCCCAAAACGGCAGAUCAUGUGGAUAUCCUUGGACGGCAGCAUCUCAAUGAGCUAAUCUUAAGGAUUGCAGCGGGUAAGGGAAAUACGAUAUCUGACUAUGUCGUAAGCAACAUCCAGGAGUAUGCGGACAGAGUCAAAAUUUACGAUGACGGCAAGCGCCCUGUUGAAGGAAAAGAUAUCUGGUUUUACUUCUGCUUUGACGUGUCAACCCUUGGCGAUUUUAGCAUCAUGGCGGAUUUCGAUGUUUAUGAGUCUCUCGAGACCCAGCAGCAGUUCUGGGAAGAGCUGGACGACGUUGUCACUACCCAGUACCAGUCGCACGAUUUAAUUGACGAGACGCUGAGGGCUUGGCUGCAUCUUUCCUCAAGAUUCAGGGAUAAGUUCUUUGAUUCUGAGGACGAUGUCGCAGUUUGCUGCGAGAAGCUUCUAUCCAGCCAGCUGUUCCGCGAUAACAAAGAAUAUAUCCGUACGCAAAUCGUAUACAGUCUCCUCCAAGAAGAUGACCCCGCAUCGCUACACGUUAUCGUUCUUUUCCUUCUGCUAGACGGCCAAGCCGAUGAGGCCACCUUCUCUCGUAUGGUCGAAGAAGCUUGCUUCCCCCGGCUACUCGAACUCAUUAACGGGCGCAAAGACCGGGAUCCGAGGCUACACCGUUUGCUGCUAGAGCUAAUGUACGAAAUGUCCCGCAUUGAACGGCUCCGCACAGCAGACUUACUGCUAGUCGAUGAUGGCUUCAUUGCGUAUUUGUUCCAGAUUAUCGAGGAGCUAUCCAACGAUGCCCACGAUCCGUAUCAUUAUCCCAUUAUACGUGUAUUGUUGGUUCUGAACGAACAAUACAUGCUAGCUUCCACCGACGUUGCUGCCGAUCCGACAUCUCCUACCGCACCGCUCACGAACAGAGUUAUCAAGUGUCUUAGCCUUCACGGAUCGCUGUUUCGAACAUUUGGAGAGAACAUUAUUCUACUAUUAAACCGUGAAACCGAAACGUCACUGCAGCUCCUAAUCCUUAAGCUGCUAUAUCUUCUCUUUACUACGAAAGCCACUUAUGAAUAUUUUUACACAAACGACUUGAAAGUGUUGCUCGAUGUUAUCAUCAGGAACCUCAUGGAUCUUCCAGACGAAAAGAUAUCUUUGCGGCAUACAUAUCUUCGGGUUUUGUAUCCUCUUUUAGCACAUACACAGCUCUGUCACCCUCCACACUACAAACGGGACGAGAUCAUUAAAGUCUUGAGAAUAUUAGGCGGGUUGGGGAAUUCUCAUUUCGCGCCCGCUGACGAAACGACGGUAAGACUAGUUGACCGUGUCUCCAAAGUCAAGUGGCUAGGCGAUCAUGAGGGUUCCGGCGAGGCAGAGGUGGCUCGAAAGUUUUUAGGCAUCAGCCUAUCCCGAUCAGAGACGGCCAGCAGCAUUAGCGUUGUAGACGUGGCAGCAGUCAUGGAGAAACCUGGCGUCAUCACUCCAAGUCGCAAGGCUGAGGCUGAGGCAGAAGCUAAGGGAGAACAGUCAAACAUGGGGACAGGUACGACGCGGCCUAAGAAGCCUUUGCCUGAGGUGCCUAAACAUCGACAUGGCACUCCUGUUGGGCAAACUGCGACACUGCAUCUGAAUGGGCACAAGAAGACACCACCCAAAGCACCGCCACCCCGCCGGAGAACGAAACUCAAGCCUGUCGAACCAGCCGCGGAUGGUGCUCCUAAGCCAGCAUCGUGA
Molecule: messenger RNA, 3429 nt
Organism: Colletotrichum truncatum
Lineage: Eukaryota; Fungi; Ascomycota; Sordariomycetes; Glomerellales; Glomerellaceae
Biological process (GO): actin cortical patch assembly; actin cortical patch localization; endocytosis
Cellular component (GO): actin cortical patch
Molecular function (GO): Arp2/3 complex binding
Source: RefSeq, a predicted model, not a curated record